UUGAAAUCCGACCGUAUAUGCGCUCCCAUUUCUAAACAUAGUUUCCGAGCGAUCUCUCUCCAUCUCCGCAUUCCCGAUCAUCCCGACGCUGCUCUUCUCUCGCUGCCCCCUAUCUCUCUGUCUUUCUGUGCGCGCGCGCCGGUCUUCUGAGAGAGAAAAAUGCCGAAGAGGACGACACACACGUACUCGAGCGAGGAUGCGGCGCCAGAUGGCCCCGAAUCCGAUCUCUUCGUCUACUACUGCAAACACUGUAGCUCUCACGUCCUCAUCACUGAUACCCAGUUACAGAAAAUGCCGAAACGUAAGACUGACAAGGCCAACGUGCUGGACAAAAUAAAGCAUCUUGCUCGAUUGAAUGUUAAGGAAGCAGGCAAAGUUCUUCUUAAACGUGGUGAGGGAAAACUUGAAAAGCAAUUCCGCAUGUCUUGUGUGGGUUGUGAUCUUUUGGUUUGUUAUCGUUCAGAAGAGGAUUUGGAGCUUGCUAAUUACAUUUAUAUUGUUGAUGGUGCACUCAGUUCAGUAGCAGCAGAAACAAAUCCACAGGAUGCUCCCGUUCCUCCUUGCAUAUCACAGUUGGAAGGUGGUCUCGUUCAAGUUGCAAUUGAAGUAGAAGAUCGUGCACAGCGUUCUGCCAUUACAAGAGUAAAUGCAGAUGAUGUUCGAGUGACUGUAGCUGCACCCGCUGCCCAUGGUGAAGCUAACAAUGAGUUGUUGGAAUUUAUGGGCAAGGUUUUAGGGUUGCGCCUAAGCCAAAUGACCCUCCAGAGAGGAUGGAACAAUAAAUCAAAGUUGCUUGUGGUUGAAGAUUUAACCGCAAGACAAGUAUAUGAGAAGCUUUUGGAGGCUGUGCAGCCCUGAGACUAUCUUACAGCGUCUUCUACCUGCAGAAUCUGUCACUAAUCACAUGUUUUGAACACAUUUUCCUGGUAGUUUGUGUUAUUAACAUAAUUUUCUUUGCUGAAGUAACUCUUUCAGAAGAUUUCUGGUGUUUACUAUGGUUUUCAGAUCUCUGAGGAACUCUAAUUAUUGUCUCCAAUCUAGCAGAAGAUUUUUACUCUUAUUGUAAGAUUUUCAUACAUACUGAAUGUCUCCUCUUCAUUUACAUAUC
Messenger RNA from Phalaenopsis equestris, 1108 nucleotides. Its product is annotated as UPF0235 protein At5g63440. The transcript has 7 exons. Lineage: Eukaryota; Viridiplantae; Streptophyta; Magnoliopsida; Asparagales; Orchidaceae. The record is from RefSeq and is a predicted model, not a curated record. The coding region runs from base 160 to 858 and encodes 232 amino acids.